GGUAACCUGUCAUCUGCUGAUAGCGGACACGGGCCUAGGAUAGCCCUAUCCCAUUACAGCUGGGAAACGUGUGUGACGGAGUCGCAAGUUAGGCUCUCAUCGCCCAGCCGGCGAUAUAAACAGGGUGUCCAUCUCCCAUAUAAAAAUGGAAAAAGUUGAUUUGCCCCCAACCUAUGAAGAUUCCCUACGAGGCCCCAGGUACGAUAACUACUCACAGCAGUCUGGAUAUGGACUCCCAGGGUAUGGUGGUCCGCUACCCCAACCCCCUGCCUACAUCUCCGGCCCUGGCUUGUCCACCCCCCAGUACCCAGGGCAUGCUGGCUUCUACCCCCAGACUGGCGCAAGGAUGAGCCCGUGCCACCCUGCCACGGGCCUCCCCAGUAUUAUAUCAACAUCACCACUGGGGAUGCCAACCAGCACAGGAGACAUGGAUGAAUUUGCAUAUGAUAGAACAUGGGAGAGCACAGCGAUUCGACAUGGAUUCAUCCGAAAAGUAUACAUGAUUCUGGCUGCCCAGCUUGCAGUCACUGUCUCAAUUGUUGCUGUGUUUACAUUUGUUGAACCAGUGCGCAUGUUUGUCAUCAGAAACCCAUCAAUUUACUGGGCAUCACUAGCUGUUUAUUUUGUCACCUACUUAAUUCUUGUCUGCUGCAAAGGCCCAAGGAGACGCUUUCCAUGGAAUCUACUACUUCUGUUUGUUUUUACUCUGGCCAUGUCAUACAUGACUGGAACAAUAGCCAGUUACUAUGAGACCAAAGCAGUGUUUCUGGCCCUUGGAAUUACUGCAAUAGUGUGCAUUGCUGUCACCACCUUCUGCUUCCAAACGAAGGUGGAUUUCACAUCCUGCGGUGGGCUCUUCUGCAUUCUCGCAAUUGUUGUCAUGGUUACAGGGAUCAUCACAGCCAUCAUGCUCUCCUUCCAAUAUGUACCGUGGCUCCACAUGCUCUACGCUGCCAUUGGCGCUAUCGUUUACACACUGUUUUUAGCCUACAACACCCAGCUUCUGAUCGGAAAUCGUGAGCUGGCACUGAGUCCAGAGGAGUACGUGUUCGGGGCACUCUCUCUCUACGUGGACAUCGUCCAGAUCUUCCUCUUCCUGCUGCAGAUCGGCGGCGCUGCCACUGACUGAGCUCACGUCAGGAUGGAAGGGCCCUUACUACGAGCACUUACUACCUAUAACAUGUUACAGGUGUAUUUAAAUGAGCACUCACUAUUUCUAUAUUUAACAAAUUACACAUUUACUAGGAUUCAGUGUCAUAAUAAAUUCAAGUGUGCACUUUA
Molecule: messenger RNA, 1281 nt
Organism: Osmerus eperlanus (European smelt)
Lineage: Eukaryota; Metazoa; Chordata; Actinopteri; Osmeriformes; Osmeridae
Product: protein lifeguard 3
Exons: 12
Coding region: 146-1129 (327 amino acids)
Biological process (GO): negative regulation of apoptotic signaling pathway
Cellular component (GO): endoplasmic reticulum; Golgi apparatus
Source: RefSeq, a predicted model, not a curated record